AUGUUCCAAAUGACCAGACAAAACCGCUGGGCUCCUCAGGAGUCGAAAGAGAGAAGAAAGUGGUUGAGGAAGGGCGCGGAAGUGGAAAAGGAGCGGAAGAAGAAUGCGCACGUCGCGCCAAAGUCCUGGGUUAUCGCCAGGCAAGACUCGGUAAGUAGAGCGUACAAUGAAGAUGUGUGAUCAUUUACUUAUUCGCGUUCUUGUAGAUGGCGGCUAUACGGAAGGGAGACCAGGGGAAGGUCAAGAAGAUGAGAAGGGUGGCCCGGAAGGAGAAGAGGAAGAUGGGGAAGUUUGGUGGUGCUGCUGGUGAUGAGGCUGGUAGGGGGGAUGGGGAGGAAAUGGGUGAGGGUGACGGGGACAUGGGUGAGGAAGAUGAGGAAAUGGAAGAGGGAAUGAAUGAUGAUGAUGAGGAGGAUAUUGAUGAUUAUUCUGGUUUGGUUGUUGAGGGGAAAGCUGGCAUGGAGGGGGGAGCUGCCAAUGAUGGGAAGUGGAAGGAUGAGUGCGUUAUGAGAUUCAAGAAUAAUUGA
Hymenoscyphus albidus is the source of this 527-nucleotide messenger RNA. Lineage: Eukaryota; Fungi; Ascomycota; Leotiomycetes; Helotiales; Helotiaceae. The record is from the annotation of a GenBank genome assembly.